GACGUAUAAUCUAGUCGACGCUCCUUCAACAACAACAGCUAGUCAGACACCUCGGUAGCUUUCUAGCAAACAUAGCUACAACAUUCACGCUCUUUACACUGUUUUGGUGUAUAUUAAUCGCUGUGUAUAAAACACACGUCUGUCGUAUGUACUUGUUGGCUCAUUUGAUUAUAUAUUUACGUUGUUUGUCAGCUAGCUGGUUUGCUAAGUUAGCUUAGAACUAGGCAAGUCGCUAAUGCUAACUAGCUAACAUCCCCGACCAUGAGUUCACUAAGCUACUCUUCUCCUGAUAAAGAAGAGGAGGUCUGCUGGACGGAGAAAGUAACUCUCGUUAAAGAGGAGGAGGAAGAGGGGGCUGUUUCAAUAAAAAAACAAGUGAAGGGUGAGGCUGUUACAGUGAAAGAAGAAGAGAAAGACGUUUCAGUGAAAGAAGAGGAAGACUCGUUCAGAGUGAAAGAGGAGGAGGAUGUUACAGUGGAGAAAGAGAAAGAGGAGGAUGCAUUUUUUGGACUGAAAGAGGAGGAGGGGGAGAUGACUGUCACAUCCAAAAAGGAGGAGGAAACUGGAUAUCUGGUCCCGGUUAUCCAAACUCAUCUUAAGGCAACCAAUGGUUCUAACGAUGAACUGAGCCGUAAGAUGGUUUUGAGAAACGGGGCCCUGAUUAACACUAGAGAGAGACAGGACUACCGUGGGUCCUCUGGGGAGCCUCAACAACCUCAUGAUGUUGACAAGGCAGAGAAGACUCUCUCCAGAUCAGAACACGUCAAGAAACCCCAGCAGAGAUCCACAGGGAAGAGAACUCACUGCUGCUCUGACUGUGGGAAGAGAUUCACCACCUCAUCAGGCAUUAAAAUUCAUCAGAGAAUCCACACAGGAGAGAAACCUCACGGCUGUGAUCAAUGUGGGAGGAGUUUUGUUCAAUAUGGCCAUCUGAAGAUACACCAGAGAACACACACAGGAGAGAAACCGUAUAGCUGUACUCAAUGUGGGAAGAGUUUUAGUCAUUCAACCAGCCUGAUAUCACACCAGAGAACACACACAGGAGAGAAACCGUAUAGCUGUGAUGAAUGUGGGGAGAUUUUUACUCAGCUAAGCAGCCUGAUAUCACACCAGAGAACACACACGGGAGUGAAACCGUACAGCUGUGAUGAAUGUGGGAAGAGUUUUACUCAGCUAAGCAGCCUGAUAUCACACCAGAGAACACACACAGGCGAGAAACCUUAUAGCUGUUCUGAAUGUGGGAAGAGUUUUACUCAGCUAAGCAGCCUGAUAUCACACCAGAGAACACACACAGGAGAGAAACCUUAUAGCUGUGAUGAAUGUGGGAAGAUGUUUACUAGGUCUAGCAAUCUGACUCUACACCAGAGAAUACAUACAGGAGAGAAACCUUUCAGCUGUACUCAAUGUGGGAAGAGUUUUACUAAGCUAAGCAACCUCAUAUCACACCAGAGAACACACACAGGAGAGAAACCCUAUAGCUGUGAUCAAUGUGGGAAGAGUUUUGUUCAAUCUAGCUAUCUGAAGAUACACCAGAGAACACACACAGGAGAGAAACCUUUUAGCUGUACUCAAUGUGGGAAGAGUUUUAUUUCAUCUAGCCUUCUGACAGUACACCAGAGAACACACACAGGAGAGAAACCUUAUAGCUGUAAUCAAUGUGUGAAGAGUUUUGCUACAUCUGGGCAGCUGACGAUACACCAGAGAACACACACACAAUGGAAAUCUUUUAGCUCUAAUUGAUGUGGGAAGAGUUUUACUCGGUUAAACAGCCUGAUACGACACCAGAGAACACACAGGAGAGAAAUAUCUUAGCUG
This is a messenger RNA of Oncorhynchus mykiss (rainbow trout), 1815 nucleotides long. Lineage: Eukaryota; Metazoa; Chordata; Actinopteri; Salmoniformes; Salmonidae. The record is from RefSeq and is a predicted model, not a curated record.